Molecule: messenger RNA, 1602 nt
Organism: Zea mays
Lineage: Eukaryota; Viridiplantae; Streptophyta; Magnoliopsida; Poales; Poaceae
Exons: 1
Coding region: 119-1267 (382 amino acids)
Source: RefSeq, marked validated
GCUCCUCUCCUGUGCUGCGCAGCCUUGCCCUGCUUUCUCCGCCGACCCACCGGCCACCUCCCAUCACCACUCAGUCAGAUCCAGUGCUCCACCUACCUACCAGCUCCAGCCGCCGGCGAUGGCCGUGUCCUUACCCGUCCCGAUCCCGCCGGCGCUCCUCCACGCGGCCGCGGCGCUCGCGCUCGCCGCCGCCGCCCACUUCCUCCACCUCCCUUCCCUCUUCCUCUACGCCCUCCACACCUACAUCCACCCGGACGCCGUCCCCUCCAACACCCCGCGCGCAGUCCUCCGCCCGCCGGGCUCCAACGCCGGUCCCGCCCCGGGUUCCUCCAAGCGCGGCGCCGCCAAGGACAAGGACCCGUUCGACGCCACUUCCGCGCAGCUCUACCGCCUCCGGCUCUCCCACGCCACGCUCGCCUCCCGCCCCCAUUUCGCCGCCUACCACCUCGCGCUCCUCCUCCCGCUCGCGCUCCUUCUGCCCGCGCUCCUGCUCCCGGCCGCCCCCGGGGCCUCCCCGCUCGCGCCGCUCGUCCCCGCGGCCUACCUCUUCGUUGCACUCCUCCGCCACGUCGUCGUCCCGUCGCCGCGCCCCGCGCUGCUCGCCGCCGCGCUCGGCGCGCUCCUCGUUACCACUCUGCUCUCAUCCAGCCCCUUCGCCGGCGCGCUCGCGUCGCUCGCCGCGCUCCCAGCCGCGCGGUUCGCGCGCGCAUUCUGGCUUGGCACUGACCAGCCCCGCACCGGGCUCGCCGUGCUAUCGUCCUCUGCGCCGGCGCGCCUCAUCUUCCACCUUACCGUCCUCGUCUCCUCCACGGCCACGAUCCUACGAUGCUGCGGAUUCAUGGAUGGCGCGGAACAGGAGGCGAAGCUGCUCGCCGCCGCGGCUGGGCUGCAGCUGCUGGCGGCGCGGCCUGCCGUGCAAAUGUACCUCAAUGAGGCUGUGUUCUGCUGGUACCAGCGUCUGCACGCGAGCCGUGCGCCGGACACUGAGUACGGCCGGGCCAAGGUUUUCUUGCACAACCACCACCUCUGCGCCGUGGCCACGCAGCUCGUUGCGCCGCCACUGCUCGUGCUGUCGCUGCUUGCAUUGUGGCGGGUUCAAGGGAAGGACUUCUUUGAGGGCUUAGAGGGGAUGUACUGGCUUGUUGGAUGGUCUGUUGCCAUGAAGGAGGCCGCAUUGCUUGCGGCCCGGUGGAUCGUGGCUGUGUGGUCGGCGGCGACGGUGAUCACACUCAUGUGCUACAAACGUGGAUGGUUAUUCGUCUCGUGAUCCUUUCUUCUCUUGCUUCCUGCCUGCGUGAUUGGUUCAUAUGGAGACCGGAGUUGUGUACCUGUGUUUGAUAGAGUGAGAUCCCAACCUGGAUCUCUGGAGUUCUGGUACCACGGCACAAGUUUUUGUGUGCACUGUUUAUUUUGCAAGAGAAAUGUUGGAUCAAAUUCUUUUGAUUUCCUUGUGUCUGUUCUUACUGGAGAAGCAAUUUGAGGUCAGAUUUUUUGUCCGCCCUUUGGGGUGGAGUAAUGUAACAGAAAACUGACUGGCCAGUCACCCUGUUGUACCCUUUGAUUGAUGGAUAUCAAUGAAUCAUAUUCUUCCUUUUAUGAUCA